GGCGCUGACGCUCGGGUCUCUGGGAGACCGUCGUCCACAGCCUACUGGCUCGACCCCGGAGACCCCAAUGUGCUCCGUGUCUCCCGUGCCACACGGCCUGGGCCCUGGGACCCGAGCCACGUGAGGCCCGGACGCUGGCCCGCCCAGGCCCCCGACACGGAGAGCCUGCUGGGCCCAUAGAGCGGAGAAAGCCAAGGGUUUGCUUCCAAGGGGGAGAGAGCGCGGCGAGGAAACCCUGGUCCCGCUCCCUGGGAGCUGGCCUGCCCAGACCCUGGCCCCUCGGAGGCCCCCGACCCCGCAGCCCACGCCCCCCAGCCUGGACUCGGGUCUGCCUCCGCUGAGCUCACCAAGUCCGCAGAGAACUCCCGGGUCUCUGUCCCCGUCUCCCCCUGGAGUGCCCCGCCGGUCAGGCUACUUCUCUGGGUGGCGGUGGAGUCCCCGGCCGUGUGGACGAUGGGAGAGCGAAUUUGGGAAGCGGGAGUCUGGUGGGAACUCGAGCUUCCCCUGCAGCACCCACUACAGUGGAGCAGCUGAAAGGAGCCGGACUGAGGCCACCACGCCUGUGCCAGCAAGGGGCCUGUGCCAGCACGCCGGUGUCUGCACGGCGACCCUCAGACAGGGGAGGUGAGAGGAGGGCUUUCAGGGGGCGGGGGUCCUCGGUCCCUUCCUCUGGACGACACCAUUCUUAACGCUGAUCCUGCCGCCUGCCUAGGGACAGUGGGUCUACAGGGCGGACGUGUCCUAAACGCAUGCGAUCGUCGGAAACGAACUUGGGCUGUUUUGGUCUAGGUGUGGUGUGCCCUGGGACACAUGGCUGAGGCAGGGGCAGGACAGCCCCUGGAGGCUGAGCAGGGGACAGAGUAUGACACCCUGCCUUCUGACACCGUGUCCCUCAGCGACUCAGACUCUGACUUCAGCUUGCCUGGCAGUGCUGAGAUGGCGGCUGUGUCCCCGGGGGUGCUGCCCUGGGAGGCCCAGGGGGACUCAGACCCCGAUGAGCCCGCUUUGCCUCUCAGGGGCCGCCCCUCGGCCUCGGCCUCGGCGCAGCCGUUCCACCUGAGGGACACGAGCUCCACCUUCUCCCGGCGCAGCCACAGCAUCUUCGACUGUCUGGAGGGGGCAGCCAGGCAGCUACUGCCCGGUGACAGUGGGGACUCCACACGGCCACUGGCACCCUCAAGCCAGCCUGCGGCGGAGGGCCCAGGCAGGGCCGGCCAGAGCCCUGCCCUCCCGAAGCGGCCCCCCAUCCCUGACUAUGUGGCCCACCCCGAGCGCUGGACCAAGUACAGCCUGGAAAACGUGGCCGAGGCCAGCGAGCAGAGCAAUCGGGCCGCCGCGCUGGCCUUCCUGGGCUCGAAGAGCCUGGCCGUCCCCGGUGACUACACGCCCUCUUUCAACCAGGACCCCUCCAGCUGCGGGGAGGGGAGAGUCGUCUUCACCAAACCGGCCCGGGCGGGCGAAGCCAGACCUGAGAGGAAGAGGGCCUUGAGGAAGGCAGGAGAGCCAGGCGGGGCUGCCCCUGGGAACCUGGGAGCGGCAGGGGGCGAGGGUCCGGUGGAGCUGGCCCACCUGGCGGGGCCUGGGAGCCCCGAGGCUGAGGAGCAGAGCAGCGCCCCCGGGGGCCUUCAGGACGUGGGCUUGCGCCCGGGGGCUGCCCCCGCUGGGUCAGAAGCCGGGCCUCCAGCGGUGGAGACUGUUGGCUUCCAUGGCAGCAGGAAGCGGAGCAGAGACCAUUUCCGGAACAAGAACAGACCCGAGGCCCCGGGUGCUGAGGUCUGAGAGAAGAGCCUGUUCGGCUGAUGUUCCCUGACCAGGCUGGCGGAGGGGGGCGGCCGGGGUCACUGCCCGCCUUCGGAAGGGAGCCUGCAGGCUGCUAGUAGGAGGGACCAGCGUCCUGGGGCGGGGGGCGGGGGGCAGGCUCAGGGGAGUGGUCCCUGAAGCAGACAGCUUUGCCUGCGGAUGGCAAAAGCCCUGCCCACCUUGUGGGGCAACAGUAAAGGUCAUGGGUAUUCCUCA
This is a messenger RNA of Prionailurus viverrinus (fishing cat), 2016 nucleotides long. It is a transcript of the gene TSSC4, whose product is annotated as tumor suppressing subtransferable candidate 4. The transcript has 2 exons. Lineage: Eukaryota; Metazoa; Chordata; Mammalia; Carnivora; Felidae. Bases 811 to 1779 code for a protein of 322 amino acids. The record is from RefSeq and is a predicted model, not a curated record.